Aplysia californica (California sea hare) is the source of this 15573-nucleotide messenger RNA. Its product is annotated as transcription factor 20. Lineage: Eukaryota; Metazoa; Mollusca; Gastropoda; Aplysiida; Aplysiidae. Gene Ontology annotation, cellular component: nucleus. The coding region runs from base 117 to 4241 and encodes 1374 amino acids. The transcript has 5 exons. The record is from RefSeq and is a predicted model, not a curated record. Gene Ontology annotation, biological process: anatomical structure development; regulation of DNA-templated transcription. Gene Ontology annotation, molecular function: protein binding; RNA binding.
GUGCUUUCUUUCACUCACUCCGGGAGAAGAUGUUAUCCCGCAACUUGCAGACUACUUCCCGGCCACCAUAAAGACCAAUUUUACCCGUUGCAUUUCCCCCCCAUUGUGAUGCUGCCAUGUCCAGCAGUCGGUUUAGACCGGGGUCUGGGGGUCGUGAGUCAUCACGCCAGCUGCCCCAACCGCUGCAGGGGGGGCUGCACGGUCAAGUGGUGGAGGCAAGCUUUUCCUCCAGGUCUCAUCAGCCUGACACUGGCCAGCUGGCUCAGCAAGAGGUGGCCAGAGACACCAGACAGUUCUACCAAAGUGGCUUGCCUGCAGACAAAGUGUCAGCACUCCAGGAGGUUCGCCCCGAGUGGAAUGAGCCCCAGUUGGGACAGUACAGGCAGCAAGACAAGCGAGAAUUUCUUUCCCAUGCCAGAGCUUCCACUUCCUCACAGUCUGCGGCGCAGGACACCCCAUCAGGUUUGGAUGGCCAGUCUCUGUACUGCAGUGAAGUUCUUCCCAGCGCGUCCCCGCCUACUCAGUCCGGCAAAGGGGAGGAGGGCGCGGCCGGUCGGCGCGGUGUUCUCGCUGUCAAUGGCGGUUCGGCCACCCAGAAAGUGCAAUACACCAUCAUCAUCACAGACCCUCAGCUGCAGCAGAACGGAGAACGAAGAAACAGCGUCAACAAUACCUCUGGUGCUUCUAACAUCCUAUUGACUACUUUAGUGCAACAGCAGCAACAGAAAUUGCAACAGCAGCAGUUGCAACAACAACAACAACAACAACAACAACAGCAGCAGCAGCAGCAGCAGCAGCAAGCUCUAACUCAGGCUAACCGUGUAGAUAACCUUGUGGAGAACCCGCUCCCUGUGGCUGCGUCUGUGUCCGGGAACAUCUUCCUCACGAACUUCUCUGCUGGUCCCGUCAAUGGCAGCAACAGACUGGGCAGUGUGCUGAUUGGCAAGCAACCCUUCUCCUCGGCCGCCGCUGACACAGACACCUCUGCCUGUGGUAGCGCCAGCUCAGCUGCCUCGGCCACACACUCUGCUGAUGUAAAUAGUUCUAAUAAACCUGUGGACAGAAAACACUUGACCGCUAACCAUCUCAAUCUUCUUGCAAACAGUAAGCUGCCUUCCGCUAUAUUAGACAGUGAGGGUAAUUUAGUGAUUUUAAACUAUGCGGAUAAACACGUGACUGGCAACGGAUUGGGAUUAACCGAGCUAAACCAGGUCUCGUUGACUGGUGCUAAACUUGUCCACCCGGCAGCUGGCUCUUCUCAGGACUUGAACCCUCACUUUGUGCAUGGUGUGAUUGCUGACGGGCAGCAUCACCAGCAUGUGCUGAGGGCAGACGCUCAGGGAAACUCUGUGGGAGUGCUGGUAGCCACGUCAGCCAGUUCUCAGGUCAACCAGCACCAGACUUUUCAAACGGGUAUUGUGAACGUGGACUUGAAGCAGGACUCUGUCCAGUACAAUGGGCAGUCUGUACCGGAGACAGAGCAGUGUGAAAGUGUGAGUACUGUCCGUCGAACCAGUUCCUCCAGCAGUACCCAGUCUUUGCCGUCAGGGGAGCCGCUCGCGGACGCCGCCUCGCCCCCGGACAGGCCUUCAGGGGGCAUGCACAGUGGACGGCCGGGAAUAGGCGCAGGUCAACCCCACAGCACUCACACGCAGCAGCAGCAGCAGCAGCGGCAGCACAGCCCACUCAAUAGCAGCAGCAACCUCUCGUCUGCAGUCUCGGCAGCAGCAGCAGCAGCUACAUCGAACCCAACGGUCAUGCUGUCGGCCGGCCAGCCUGCCGUGCCGUCGGGUCUGUUUCGCACAGGAGCAGACAACCCUUCGGCCCCGUCUCACCGGCUGAGUGGUGGCGGGGCAGGUGGCUCAAGUUACGUCCCCGCUCAGUAUUCCACCAUCUACGGCGUGCACGGCCAGAGCCCGGGGCCGGCGGCGCUGAGCGGAGGCCUGCAGCCCUACAACGCCUUCUUCCCGCAGUUCGCUGGCUCGGCUGGAGCCUCGGGACACGGCUUCACUCACAACCCGCUGUUAGCAGCCUCGUCUCCGGGCGCGCACUACCAACAGUUUGAGUCCUACUCUGCCAUGCUGGCCUCUAUGGGCAGCCAUGUGCAGCACCGCGGCGCGCAGGGAGGGGACGUACGAGCACCGAGAGUUCCAGUGGCCGGCGUGCCAGCACGUCCCGGUACCUUCCUGUCGCAGGGCGCGGCGGGCGCUCACCCCCUGGCCGGGCCGGGCGGACAGUACCCGAGUAUCUCGUCCGCCACCUCUUCCUCCUCCGCCUCACACCGUCGUCUUUCAGGCAGCAGCUCUCCCAGUCCGGGCCCCGCCGCCGCCGCCAGCAACCCAGCAGCCUCGGGUUUGACCUCGCGACUUGACCCUGUGACCUCGAGGCUUGACCCCGUGGCCUCACGUCUUGACCCCGUCUCCUCUCACCACUUGGAGAAGCUCGCCGCUCUCAAAGGCGCGGGUCACGACAGGAGAUUGGACCUGGACAGCUCGAGAGAUCUGCGGCUCUACGGGGCGCCCUCUGCUGGUGAGGCGGCUGCAAUCUUAGAUGAGAAGCACCAACUGUCCCCAUCCGGUUCCUACUCAGCCAGCGGCCACGUGCCCAAAGUCUCUUUCGACUCUGUUGUGAAGGAGUAUGGUGGAGGCCGCGACUCGCCCACAGGCCGAGGGGACCCGAGAGACACUUACUUCCGAUCGCACCUGAGUGGCAAAGAGGGCAGCCUCAAGCACCGCAUCCUCAUCAGGCCCGACUCAGAGGACGACUCGGCCAAAGUGAGCGGCGUGCACGGUCUCAAGGAAGAGCCGGCCACCAAACGCUUGAAGUUCUCCAGCGUGAGCGCAGCGCCUCUGUCCGGCUACGCCUCAGGCGGCCACCACGAGGAGGCUCACAAAGGGGAAAGACGACACCACUCCAUCGGACACCCAGCACACCUGUCUGGGACCAACAACUCAUCAGCAAGUGGUGGUGCGCCAGCGGACACGCGGCCUGCUCAUCUUUCUGACAGCAGCAACAACACGCUGACUACCGCGCACCACACGACAGCAUCCUCAAUGCCCUCCUCUGCCCCUUCUUCCUCUUCAUCCUCCUCCUCUCACCACUACCACCAACACCAUCUUCCUCCUCACCAUCAUCAUCUGUCACCCGGUGAGGAGAGCGGCGGUGAUGAUAACGUCUACAGCAAGUCGUCGUACAGCCCGACUACAGCCUCCUCCUCUCCCCCCGUCUCGGGCCCCUCCGCCGGCCCUCCCCCUUCAGCCACCACAGCGGCCGGCGGGGGCUCCCACCUGCAGUACCCAGUACAUUUCAUGAAGGGCUCCAUCAUCCAGCUGGCCAACGGCUCUCUGAAGCGUGUGGAAGAGCUGCAGACCGAUGACUUUGUGAACAGCGCCGAGAUCUCGGCAGACCUCAAGGUGGACUCUAGUACGGUGGAGCGGAUCGAGGAGCACCCGGACCGCGGCACGGCCAUGCUCAGUUUCUCCGUGGGCGAGCACAGGGUCCAGGUGACAGUGGAAGCAACCCUUGAGCAUCCCUUCUUUGUGUUUAGUCGUGGCUGGUCCUCUUGCUCUGUGUCCAGGACCCUAGCACGCUACGGCCUAGAUUGCCAGAAACUGUCUGUCGGGGACGUCUGCAUCUCUCUCACACAGAAGGAUGUGGAUCUAAAAGCUGCAGAGAUCAGCCAACAGCAGCAGCAGCAUGAGCAUCAGCACAGUGGCUCCCCCAGCUCUCCUGAGCAGCACAACAGCAGAUUGCCGGCCCCGUCCACAUUCUCUCACCAUAUUCCUACGCCGCCUGUUUCCUUUUCAAGUCCGUCUUCGUCGGCGGUGUUGGCAUCUUCCAGUUCGCCGAUAGGUCCUGGGUCUAUGAAGACAGAAAACCCGGAAUGUUCCUCCCCGUUCCCCGGCCCGUCGCCGGUGUCCUCACCGUCAACUUCAGCUCCGGCAAUAAAGAGAAGAGCCUCUCAAGCAGAGCUUCCUCCUCCUCUGUCCAACAUUGUUCCUGUGAAGAAAGAGAACAAUCACUCCCGGCGGAGGGGCUCGUACAAUGGGGACAGCCAUGUCAAGGAGGAGGAUGUUGUCAAGGAGGAGGAGGAAGAGGACUCGAACUCAGUGCUGCAGAAAAGACACUGGUCGCCCUCAGACACAGCCUCGAUAAAAGCGGAACAAGACAGGGAGAGACAACUGCGGGCAAAGGAGACACAUAAGGCAGAUGAAACCAAGAGUGACAACGGGCGACAGUAGUUGGGACUCAAACUGACACUCACACACACCCUCACUCUCCCCAAAUCCCCCCUCCCUCCACCCAAUUCCCCCCUCCCUCAAUUCUUACCUUUCUGACUGCUGUCCACCCUCCAGCUGUGUUGACAGUGGCAUGCGAGAACUGUGUGCGGCAAGAAUAAACUGUGAGUGGACGUACAACUCAGAUGAUAUAGGAACUGCUGUGAGCAAACAGUGAGGCUGAUGCCACUACACUUCCGCAUUUGAUUCCACCUCUGCUGUGACCGAUGAUGUACUGAAUGUAGUUGCCCUUUAUCCCAAACCUCUUUGGCUUGACAUUAGAAAUUUUCAGAUUCAGAUAUUGUCGUUGUAUGCAUCAGAUGAAUUGUACGUUUCCAAUGUAUAUCCCCUCCCCAUUGUCAUGAUGGUGUUGUUGACAUGAAACUGUUGAUUGUGAUGAAUGGUCAAGAAUGCUGACCUUUGAUGGGGUACACAAUUGCCUCUCUCACCCCACCUGAGCAUCUUUCUAGAGAAACUUUGGUGAUAAUAAAUGUAUUAUUUUUUGCUGGUGUUAAACAAUUUUUUAUCUUAUCUGAUCUGGGGUAUGUGGUAGGUUUUUUUUUUCUUUUCAGGUUUGGAGGGACUGCAAAUAAACGCUAAAGAUUUUAAUUAAUUUUUUUUGUUUGGUCAGGCUUUAUAAAUCUGCUGAUGUUCUUUUCAUUCCACACUGUCUUUUAAAACAAGACAUAAUCCUGCAGUCUGAUUAAUGUAAUCAGUUAAGUUAAUGGAAAAUAUUUUUAUUCUGUACCACUUGAAGAGAAAAGGAUUGUAAAAAAAAAUAAAAAUGAUUGGAUUUUUUAUUUUACAGUCCUUUGUAAUUGUAUUUCAUUUCCUUAACUGUCUGUACAAGUGUUCCCUUAUAUCAAAAGCUUGAGACUGCAAUUUGCUUGUUUGUGUUGUGAGAACACUGAGAACACAAACUGAUAAAGACUUUAAUUGGAAAAUAUAAUUUCCAUUUCAUGUGUAGUACAGAUAACGUCAAGAUGUUUUGGAACCUAUCGUCUUUAUUAAUAACUGGAUCUUACUGUCCACAAGUAAAGAAGGUUAAGUGUACAUGUUUUACACAUUCAAGUUUUUGGGGGGGGGUUUCGUAAAGAUGUAAACAGGCAGUUUUUAAUCAAGUCUUCUCUAUUUUCUGUACUAAAGCCAUAAAAUGAGUUCAUGUGUGUCUGGCCUGGACAUUUAUCUGCUGGAUGAUUUUUAUAUUGCAAAACUGCUUUUGAAUACUGUACUCAGUUGCUUUUUCAUUCCUAUUAUGUAGUAACUGGAUGCUUAGUGCAUUUUAUCUCAUGGCACAGAAUUCUAAGGGAGCAACCAUUCCUCAGGCACACAGAAAGCACUAAAUAUAGAGUACUCAUUCGUUAAGAGCAGCUUUUUAUUUUGAUUACUAACUUCAAGUUUUAAGGACCUGUGUGAUGCCUUCAUGAAUCUCGCAUUAUUCUUAUAAUACCGCCAUUGUAAAAGUGAUGCCUAUUGGAAUUGUUUUUGUAACUUGUGUGUCAAAAUUCACAUUGGGUUUUUUUUUAUUAUUAUAAAGGCCAAUCUAUAAUGACAAUGUGGUCUUACAGUACAAGACUGGUGUGAAAUCAGUGGAGAAAUAUAAGGUAUCUCCCAAGAAUGACAAAUAUGUUACAAUAUUUUAAUUUAUCAUUAGAUUUUUUUCUUUCUUUGCCCCAGUAAUUGCUGUCAAGAGAGAAGAUGGAAAAUGGAUGGGAACAUGUGUUCGUGACAUGUUAUAAGCUUUAGGGAACUGAAAAGUUGAUGAGUAUUUCUAUACUUAGUGAGUAAGGUACUUUUCCUAUUCUCCGACCCCUGUGCUUUCAGUAUUGGCCUUUUUGUGAGAAAAUACAGAGCAUUAAGCACUCAGGUCUUCUCUAUAGCUUGUUCACUUUCGUCUGAGAGCGUUAAGAAAUUCUUGCUCGUUGAGGAAUUUUCCUAUGCCUACGAAACUUUGUGUGGCAUUUCUGCAGGCCAGUGACCAAACAAAAAUAUGUUUUUGACCCUGUAAUAAAAAAAAAAGUUUUUCUCUUUGGGCCCAAUUUUAAAAAUUGCUCUUUGGAUGCAUACACUGGUGGAUCACUAAAAUAAAUUACUUACAGUAGCCUUACCUACAAAUAGCUCAUUUUGAUUUUGAGACAGCAACACCACCCUGCCCUCACAUUUCAGUGUAAGCUAGUAGAUUUCAUUCCCUAGCUAUCUGGAAGUGCUUUUAAACUUUAAAAUGUUUUAGGUGUAUGCUGUAAAACCCGUAUUAUUUUUUGGACCUGUUUUAGGCUGACAUCAAAGAUAACGUGUCGAAACCUUAGUUUGCAGUAACUUUUAUGAAUGGGCUGUUGGUCACUGAACUUUUAGACCCGCAUGCAAAGACCCAGAAAGACUAAACAGCGAUUUGUUUUUAUCCCAUUUUAACCGGGGUCAGACGAAAGUGAACAAGCUAUAAUUUGUCCAUCGUAGGAGCGUAGGAACUGUGUCUGAAAUAUUUCUAAGACCUCUAACAAGUUUGGAAAUUUACACAGUCAGCAAACAGCUAUGCUUACUCCUUCAAGUAAAUUGUCAGUUAUAAUCAAUGUUAUGAAAAAUAUUCUAUUCUUGACAUAAAAUUUCGUUCACUGUUUAUUGCUGUAGGGUUUUAUCCAGUGCCUAAAAAUGGACCUAAACACACGCUCUUUGAUGAAACUUCAGUUGGCUUUAAAAUACCUUAAAAACCCAAAACACUCAGAUGUGUUUCAGAUAAAUGGAUCUCUUAAAAACAGAUCAGUGUUGGUCAAAUCCUACUGCUGUUAUUGUCCUUCUUUCUGUUUUUCGCACAGUUGAUAAUACCACUGAUAUGGAGAACUGUGUUGUAUUGUUAGAGCUCCUUUUCAUUCAUGAAAUGCUUGUUUGUAAACCGAAAUGUACGAAGGGCAAUGGUUUGGAGAACAACUGUCUUUGUGAUGUUGAUAUUUGUGAUUCUUGCAGACUGGCUCAGGUGGGAUGUAUACUCGUGAUCUAUGCUAUGCUGCUCUCUGUAUGGUGUAUGUGUGUGUGUGCAUGCAGGUGUAUGUGUGCAGUGCAGUUGACCAUGUGUACAGAGAUUUAUUGUACAUAGCCUUGUCUACUGUGUAAUACCCACAGACAUGGGGUUUUUCUCAGCCUUUCGUCUGACACUUCAUGUUUACCAUGAUAUGUCAGUGUGUCUACAAAUGUGAUUUCAAAUUGUACAUGUACUAGCAUCAAUUUUUAUGUUGUCAACCGAAAAGUUAUUUUUUAAAGUUGCUUAUAGAAAAGUUUUUGUCUUUCUAAAGAAAGUGAAAUAUUUACAGCAGUAUCUGUUUGUUGUUUGGUCAGGGUAAAAAAGUGUUGGGAUAAUACCACUCACCCUGUUGGAGUAAAUCCUGGCUUGUUUGCAGUAAGUGGAUGCUGCUGUAUGUGAUUACAGUGAUGUCAUUUUGGCCUGGGUCUGUCUGACUUAUGCUUAAGUGAAACUCAGCAACCAGAACUUUUGUAAGGCUAGGAUGGGCAUUUUUUAAUAUGUCAGCUCAAGUCGAGGUAAAAUUGUGGAAAAUUCUAAAAAAGUGUUUUUAGAUUUAUUUAUUUUUUCGAUUUUUACUCCUGAGAACUAUGAAGUUCUUAGAACUAUGAAGUAGCACUUCAUCUGAAAUCUUAACUCUGUGAAGACCUGUACAUUAAAUGAAAGCAAAGCAACAUUAAUGAAGAAAAGCUGACAAGUGUAUGCACUGUGGUUGAUGCAUGUCAGUGCAGUGGGCCCUCCCAAUGUUAGGGACAUGGCAGCUGCAAAUUGUCUUUUACAAGCGUGCGAUAUGUCUCUCUCAGUCACACCUGCUAAAUUGUAGGGAAUGGGCUUAUCAGUUAUAAUGUAAGUGAUGUAGGUGAAAUGAAAUGGAUUUUGUAAGUACUGGGUAAAAUCAAAUACAUAUUUUAUUUAAGGGAACUUCUAUUUUAUAUUCAGGGGGGGUAGAAUUGUUGGGUAAUUAGUAUGUGAUCUUUAAUCAUGAGGAUUUUGAUAUCUCUUCUGCUGUAUGUGGAACUCUCUCGCUGUCAUACUGUGUGGGGCCUGGUGAUAAUUAUUCAAAAUGUUGAAUGACCCAACGUUCAGUGUUUUUUUAAGAGAUCAUUUUACCCUUUCUGUAAACCAUGGUAUGAAUCAAAUUUGCACAUGGUUUCUUUUCAUUAGCCUAGAGAUACCGGCUUAGUUAUUCUAUAGGAAUAUCUAAUUUUAAAGGGGUUUUUUUAUUGAUCGAAGGGGGUUUUCAUGGCUUUUAAAAAUUGGUUCCAUCACAGAUGUAGAUCCAGCCUCGUAAAUGUUCAUCUAAUUUCAAAAAGUAUUUAUGUAAUUCUCAAGAAUAGUGAAUGUGAAAAAGCAGGCCUGGGGAUAGAGAAAACACUAGAAAAGGCAACAAAAGUAAAAAAUGACAGGAUAUAUUUCCACCUGGAAGUAAUAGGGUCAAUACCUGAAAGUAUCAUUCUUCACUCUCGACAUGUUGCUCAGAUUAUGUGUAAGUAAAGAUGAACAUUGUUCGUCUUUCUCUCUUGUAUAAAUCAUUUUUCUUUUGGUGACAUUUGCAAGAAUGUUAACUGAAAUCAUUUCCCAGAAAUGUCAUAUAUAAAGAGAGAGAGAGGAAUAUGUUAGAAUUCAAGAAGCUUGAUCUCAAUGUGCUAUUUUUUUAUGUCUAGUUGCGACAACAUCCUAAUGCCUCUCAUAAGUAACAAUUAGCCCUUGACUUCCAUUCUAAGUUAUCAUCAAACGUUAUACCCAAGAAGACUGCAAACUUUUCAUUUAAUUUGUGUCUCUUUUUUUUUUAUCUCAUUGUCUAUGAUUAUUCUGCUUCACUAAAAAGUAUGUAAUAGACGCAGACGCAUCUUUACAAUAUGAGUAUGUCAGGUUCUUAAAUCAUUUACUCCUAAUCUUCGUUUUUAAAAUUGUUUGUGUUUUGUAACUGAAUUUCAAAUCAACUGUUUGAAAGCUGGUAGCUGAGCAUGAGAAUUUUGUCUUACUAAAGCAGGAUCAGUUCAAGUUAAACGCUUUUAUCAAAACUCAUAGGUACUUUGUUGAGCUUCUAUGGAUAAAUAUAUGUGAGCAUGCCUGGUGAAAGGGACCACAUGACGCAUCUUGAAGAAUCCCGGGGGUUUUUUUUGCAUUUUCAUGUACAGAGAUCAUUUCUAACAAUAUGCUUUUGAAUUUUAAAGAUACCUUCAUUAGUUUUUGAGAUUGGGUGAUUUUGUAGGGCAGGGUACAGACACAAAGUUUUGAGAAAAACGGCUUUAAAGUUUCCCCUUUGUUUCUGCUUCAAAUAGAUAGAUCUACGCUUCAAGACGACCUGAGAAAACAUUCGCUACUCACAAACCAACUUUAAAAAGCAUUUAAGAUAAAGGAAUAGCUUCAAAGUGUUUGUAUUACGUCUUCAAAACAAAUUCACCACCACCUUGGGCAAGAGCUUUCAAGAAAUAGAUCUAGGUUUGCGUAGGGCCGAAAAAUGCGAUACAAGUUUACUCUCCAAAAAGGCGAAAAGGUAUGGAUGCGCAAAGCUUAGCUUUGUUUACAUGUUCUAGAUAUUCAUGCGCACUACCCGCCACUAGAUAGGAGAGAAUUACCUAAAUUUUGGUAUGCAAUGUGAUUGGGUCGACUUUAUGAAUGGACAAGAGAAACCAUCCACAGUGUGUACUUGGAAAACUAAUUUUCUCUCGUUUUUGGGGGAUUAUGCAAUUUACGUCGUGUUAAAAAUGUAUUUUACACUGCAAUAAACUCAAGUCUUUGUAAAUAUCAAUAUAAUAAUGGUUAAAGAAUCCAUUUUUAAUGGAACUUACUUUUCGUCCAAAAUUAUAUUUUUGACCUUUGAAGCCUGAUAUCUCGGUUCAAGCAAAUGCGUCUUGUGGUCCCUUUCACCAGGCACAUGCACAUAUUAACUCUUUAGGUUUAUGGUAUUGGAAUGAAGGCUUAAAUUCUAAAAAUAUACCAUUCAUUUUCAGUUUUUGUGUAUCAUCUAGUUUUUUUCUCUUGCUUUCCAUGUGUUAUGUACGGGUUGUAGUGAUCAUGUGAUCCCAGCGCUGGCUGUCUUGAUCAAUCUUUUUCAGGCCGUCAUUAUGAACUUUUUUGAUAGAUACAUUGUUUAUGUUCUUUGGUAAAUCCCCGCUUUACUUUGUGUUUAGGAAAACGUUUCAUAAACCCAUCUAUUUUUGCUUCAGGGUAGUCUAAAAAAAUAUUUUUUCUUUGUGUCUAUUCCAACUCUUCGACAAAUGACAUUCAAAUGACUGAAAGAAUUUUCUGAUAUAAUAAUAUGUGUUUUCAAGACGGGCAAAAUGCAUGUCCUAAGGUACUGGCCAUUGGAUUUUUUUAAAUUGUUUUUUGAAAUGCCAGUCCUAGACUUUGAUCCUUUCUUGUUUUUACGUGCAAAGUGUCAAGACGUAUUUUAAUCUGAAUGUGUUCUUUCUGUAUAAAAAAACAACAACAAUGUAUUAACUCUUUUUCGUUUUCUUCAUGUGGAAUUUGGUUGAAUUUGUUCUUUAUUGUUGAAUUUUUCUUAUUGCAACAACAGAUAUAGGGGCCUAUAUUUUAUAUCAUGAUCAUGUGCUUCAACACCACAUGGUUUAACUUUAAGAUCUAUUUUAGUAUAAUAAUUUCACUUGCUCAGAAGUAUAAUGAAGAACUAUGUUUAAAAAAUCAUGGAUAGUUCAUUAUAACUGUUUCCAUUGUUUGGAUUAUUUCUACUUUUUUCAAACUCAAGGAGGAUUGGAGAAAAUGUUCCAGUGAUCUUGUUCUGGUUCCAUGGUUUAUCUUUGGAAUGAAGGUUGAUCUUCCCAGAGCAGACUUGCUACCUCUGUGCUAUAGGCUCUCUUAUUGUUAGUUAUUAGCUCUCGUUACCCACAGACCUGCCGCUUGAGGAAAAACCUGUUAAACAAAUGUGUCGCAAAACAACAAAAUAAGUCACUUGUUUCUAUGUAUCGAGCAAAACCUCAAAUUUCUCAAAUCUGUGCUUGUCCUUUUCCGCAACUUUAAGUGAGAAUAACUCUGGUACCAAGGCAAUGAGACUGAAAUUAUUUUCAUCUUCUUGUAAGGCCAGAUCAGGCCUUUAAUUCUUUAACCAUAGUGUCGUACAUUGACAGCAAUGUAUUGUCACAAUACAACAUCGGACUCACAUUAUGGUGUUGCAACUCAAAUGCUAUUGAACUGAGUUUGCUUGAAUUCUCUGUUGGUGUCACUCCUACAUUCGUUGACUAUCUAGAAUACAAUUUAAGCAUAAUUGUUACUCCAUGCAACAUUGUUUAACUCCUUUCUAUUGAGCUCCUGUUUUAUCACAAAACUUUUUACUGGUAAUAAGAAGUACAUUCAUGUUUUGGUCCCUUUGCUGUACUGAAGGGUGUGUUCUUCUAUCUUGUUUCUAGUUCUUGCUAUUGCUUAUGUUCUUUCCUGGCUACAUUGUUGUUUGCUUGUCAAGAACUGAACUUUUUCUCUGUUCUCCAAAUGUGUUGACUCUCUUCCAGAGAUGACUAUGUUAAUGUAAUAAAGCCUUAGUCUACUUUGUCUUUAAAUUGGUUGCUCUCAGAGAUUGAAGAUAAACCCUUGGUGUCUUUGUAAUAAAUAUUUUAUGCCCCCCCCCCCCCCCCCACAACUUAAAUCAUUUUGGAGGUAGGCAGCGUCGACCUUGCCUGUUGGGAGCGACCAAGUCUUUCGUAGACGAAUAGGCCCUACACUCCAGUAGAAAGACGGAGUGAUGGUGCUCGAUAAACUAUUUUCCCCUAUGAGGAAUCAAACUUGUGUCUUCUCCAUAUAUAAAUAUAUAAGAUUAAGUACCUGACCAUUACCCCAUUGUGGAGGGAACAGUUGCAUGCCUGUCGACUGUGUGGUUGUUUGUGUGUGUGUGUGUGAGAGAGAGACUCUCCCUUUCCUUCCCCCCCCCUCCCCCGCUGACCUCAUGCAGCUCAUUCCCACUCCGUAAUCCUUUGUUUGAACGCAGCCACUUGUCACGUGAAUGUCUUUCAAUUGAUAUCCUUUGACCGUGAAAAGCUUUGCAUGCUUUAGACCCUGAAGCACAAACUUUGUUGUACAUUGCAUGAGAGUCUUUGAGUGUACAGACUGGAUUCUGAUAGCAACAUUUUUAUGAAGUAAAUUGUUAAAGUUCACUUUGUCUAUUGAUCUCAACAAAAAACAGGUGCUCGUGGGCUCAGUACAUACGCAAACCGUUUGUCUUGUGGUAACACACUUGCUGUCUUCAGUUUGGCCUGAGGUGUUGGUCUCUGGAAAUGUAUCUCUGCUGAAAUUUUUGUGACUGGUGAACAUUUCUUGGUUCGUGAGGAUUCUUUUCUUCUUUUUUAAUCUGAUAAUUUAUAGAUUUGAGGAGAGUUUUGGGAAGGAUAUGAAUUCUAAUGGAAUAGUUGAUGGCCAGAAAAAAAAAAGUGUUUUGUUUCAUCUGUGAACUGUUAUCAGGAUUUGUUUUAGGGGCCUCACUAUGGUAUUCCUGUCCUAAUUUAUGCUGGCCUGCUAUGUGGGAUGUUAUUUCUAGAAUUUCCACAACAACCCAUUCAGCUUUUAUUUCUUUGGGUGGGUAAUUAAUUUUAUUUCAGCUGAUAACUAAUCUUGCACAUUCCAGGCUGUACGUAAAAUGAAAGAGAAUGGUUUAGAUUCUUCGUUUUCUUUUCUUUUUUUUUUCUUUCUUUUUUUUACAACAAAACCGUGAGAAUUAACUACAGUGAAAUACAGGUAGUACUAUUGGCUGUCAAGUUUACUGUUUCUUUGAUUUGUAGAAGAAAGGAUUGAUGGGCAAAUGAACUAGUUCCUUACUACAUUUUGACACAAGACUCCUGAUUACUGAUUAGUUUUUGUGCACUGAUUGUGUUUCUCGUGUUUGUCCAUACUAUAUUGCUAUCUGAGAAUUGCAGCAAGGUGGCGGAUGGUUGGAGUGUGCCUCUAGUGGCGUCUGCUUCUUUACGCUACCGCUUGUUGUUUCUGUCUGUCUACCUUGCUUUUUUUCCCAGCACAAAAUGACCGCCAUCAUGCUGCUAUGCUUCCCUUUACUCAAGCUUAACAAAAGUAAGGAUACUGUAUACUGCGCUUUUUUCGCUUGCUACUCGAAUUCGUAAUUUUGCAUUGGAACCCAAAUACAUACAUGACACUAGACGUAGCAAAUCGCGAAUUCAGAAUGUUUUCGAAAAAAAGAAAUGAAUAAAAUGAGGGAAAAAAGAGCAUGCAAAAAAAAAAAAAAAACCCACCCUGGUGCACAGUUAUUUUGUGGAAAUGUGCAUGGGGAGCGUUGUUCUGUUGGUGUUCUCUGCAGACCCCCUCCCAGGGUCAAGGGUCAGGGUAUGGGAGGACAGGAUUGUGUUCCAUGGAUGGCUCUCACUGAGCUCAUGUCAACUGGCAUUUACUCAUUCCUUUCGCUGUGUUCAUUUUUCCACAUCUGCCUCAAUUGUUUGUCAUGAAAAGUGGUGGACUGUUUCUGUGACAGUCAGCUCUUAAAAUCAGCAGCUUGUCACUUUUCCACUUUUGAAUUAAAAUUAUGUUCUAAGCAAUUUUCUUUUACAUUGAGGAGGGGGGGGGGGGGGGGGUCAUUAUGUAUUGUAUUAGGUGACUAUAUAUGGAAAAUUGUCAGUGUUCACAUUUCAAUUUAUGUUUUGAUGUGGACAGUCCUCUUUUAGAAGUUUGUUAGUUAUUGAUAUGUUUCUUUCUAUGGAGUCGUUUGUCUUUUAAGUAAAAGUUCCUGCCUGUUGUCGGCCUCUCAUUAAAACAUUUUUAAAAAUUGUUUAAUGUAGGUGUUUUGUGCCCCCUUUGACACAGUUUAGAUCAUUCAGGAGGUGGGCUUCCAACUCUGCCUGUCAGGGCCACUGUCACAGCAGAAAGACUGAGAUACUCGAUAAAGAUUCUCCUCACUCAUAAAUGGAACUCGGGGUCUCCUGCAUGGGACAGCGAAGCACCUAACCACUACACCACAGACUCCGGUGUAGACUUCUCUGGAGGUGUAUCAACCAACCUUUUAGACUUGGUGCUGGUGGGGGGUUUUUUCUUUUUACUAGGCUCCUACCUUAUUGCUGUGAAACUAAAAGGCACUAUUAUGUAGAGUGAUGCUCAAUCAAGAACAGAUACAUUUCAGUAACUUUUAAGGAAGAGUCCUCGCUAUUGUAGUGUACUUAAUUGCUUUGGCUUUUUGUACGCUCCUUGUACUGGGUAAAGUUCAAAUCAAAUUAGGUGAACAUUUCCACCAUGACAUGAAGAAAUUGAAGAAAUUUUGAUAUCCUCAGAAACGAAGCAUUUUGUCAGUCCAGCCAUUGCAUUAUUAUUAUUGAGAGACAAUUUGGCAUAGAUCUCCAUAAUCUUUGAAAUGGUUCAAAAAGCCAUUUUCAGGCUUUCUUGACUUUGGGGUCGUUUCUUUUUUAUUGAUUAUCUUUAAAAAGAACAAUAAGACAUAUUUGAAAAGAUACAGUUUGGGAGGUUUUAGGUAAGCUGUGUCGUCAUCUCUUUUAAACAUCUGGGGUGACAAGUAAUAAAGUGGAACGGGAUCACUGGCUCUUUGAAAGUAAAGAAAGACAUGAUUGAAGUUGUUUUUAUGCAAUUAGUUUGCAGUUCCCUCAAUGAAUGUAUGCUCAACCUUUUGUAUAGCAUAGAGAAUGGUGUGAACAUAUUUCACGACAUUUUUGUAGCUAUCUGGAUGGAUGUCUACCUUUAGGGUAGUGUCUUACAAGUUUUUAUCACAUUUGCUUUACUUUUUGUUCUAGUUUUUAUGUGAAGACAAAAAGUUUUUCUGAAAUGUAUCAUAGAACCUUUCGUAUAUAUAUUGAUGUUAAGGAAUGUUGAUACUGACAGAAGCCGAGCUCUUUGUCUGAUUCUUGCUCGUUACAGGUGUGAUGUAUAAAAGACAGUUGAAAUGAAAUGACCCAUAAUCAAUUGUAGAUUGUUGAGAGUUCUGAAGUUCUCUCCCAUCUCCCGGACUGUUGUACUGACAAGCAACUCAAGAGCUGUGGUCCUUUGGCUUCAGUGUGCGCGUACAAUGCUUUGUGCUGGGGCUGUUGGCAGAUGGAUGAAACAUCUUUAAACUGUUGUAACCUAAUGAAUGUGAACUUUCAAGUUAUGUAUAUAAUAUAUAUACAUACUAUACAUAUAUAUAUAUAUAUAUAUAUAAACAUAUGAAAUAUAAAUAAAUAGAGAUAUCCAUAAGAUUGUACCAGAUGAUAAAUAUAUAAGUGAUGAUAUCAUGUACAUUUACAUGUUUGUUAACUUAAGUAUUGUUUUCACUUGUGUAAAGAAUUUUAACAAAAAUCCAUUUCAAUAUAAAGCACUAUGUGUUGAAUAAAAUGACUUCUGUUUCUU